AUGGCCAACCGUCCUCCAGCCGAUGUGGCGCUUUCACCCGACAUGCCCGGACCUCCUACCCCCUCCUUGGACAGACUCGAAGACUCGCCGGUUCCUUCGCGCGCGACAUCACUGGAUGCAGAUACCCUGUUGCAAGAGAGCAAUGGCGCGACAUCAGGGCGGAAGCGCAAGCUCAAUAGCAUGUCAUCACGGGGCGUCGCCAACCUUACCCCAGACCAGCUCGCAAAGAAGCGCGCCAACGACCGCCAGGCGCAGCGCGCAAUCCGAGAACGCACCAAGGGACAUAUAGAAGCUUUAGAACAGCAAGUCCGGGACCUUUCAUCUCAAAAACCAUACCUCAACCUCCAAGCAGCUCUGCGCCAGAAUGAGGCGAUCCGGUCGGAGAAUAGAGAGCUCCGGCAAGGGCUGAAGGCGGCAAUGGAUAUUAUACAGCCAUUGCUUGCGAGGCCGGAAAUAUCAGAUGCACCCCCUAGUCUCCCUAUACCCAAGUCCGCCCCGCCCCCUGCACAUACACCCCCGUUCCCCGACACCGAUAACUUCACCUCCAAUUCCCAAGGUCCACUUCCAGGCGACAAGUCGUAUGCCGACUCGAGUGCCAGCAUUGAUACACCCUCUCCAACACAAUCUGCCCCGGCAUCAGUGGGUCGCCGGAGCAGUUCCAAUUGCGGCCCUCCGCCGGCCUCUUUCCGCGUCGCAUUGGACUCGCAGCGCCAUAACACCACCCAUGGCUUAGACCUUGGCUCGGAGGAGCGACUAGGCUUUAACUUCCUAUUGGAUUCGUCCCGUACUGUUCCCAAAGUCGACCGUCUUCGCCGCGGCAGCUCAGAGAACUUCCGCUCUCACCCAAAUCCUCCGUCACCAAUAUACCCACAACCACUGAAUACGACCAGCGAACAUGGCACCCCUGCAUUCGCUGCCCCGAUACAAAACUUGACCGCAACAUGUCCCUUGGAUACUAUUCUUCUGGAGUUCCUCCACAGCCGACAACGCGAAGCCGCACAAGGCAUCCCCAGACAGAAACUAGUGGGGCCACCAUACCCAAGUGUCUCCUCACUAUUGAAUCCAGACAAAAGUGUCUACUCCCACCCGGUCUCAAAGGUGUUCACGGAUAUCCUACGUGCAUUCCCUGAUAUUGCCUCCCUACCGGAGCAAGUCGCUGUGCUCUAUACCAUGUUCCUCCUCAUGCGCUGGCAGAUUUAUCCCACGCAAGAGAACUAUGAACGUCUCCCGGAGUGGCUCACACCACGUCCAACGCAACUUCUCCAUCCACAUCCAGCUUGGAUGGAUUAUGUGCCUUGGCCAGGGAUGCGUGACCGGAUUGUCACAACAUACCAGAACUAUCCGUUCGAGAAUUGGUUUAUCCCAUUCACUCGUGGGAUUUGUGUUAAUUGGCCGUAUGAGUCCACGGAUUGCUUAUUGUCGGCUGGUGACUCGGACGAGCUGGUUAUCAAUCCUGUCUUUGAACGGCACAUGCGCAACCUGAACAAUUGGUCUUUGGGGACAUUCUUUGCGGAGACCUACCCUGCUUUGGCGGACACGGCUCAAAUCAAGCCGAAAGAGCAAAGUUCAACGCCGCGCCCACAGUAG
Molecule: messenger RNA, 1587 nt
Organism: Penicillium arizonense
Lineage: Eukaryota; Fungi; Ascomycota; Eurotiomycetes; Eurotiales; Aspergillaceae
Product: bZIP transcription factor
Exons: 2
Coding region: 1-1587 (528 amino acids)
Biological process (GO): regulation of DNA-templated transcription
Molecular function (GO): DNA-binding transcription factor activity
Source: RefSeq, a predicted model, not a curated record